UACAAUAGUACAUUGUACAACUAGGUACCUAAUACAACGGUACCUUAGGUAGCUGGGUCGAAAGCUGCUGCAGUGCAUUAGAAAAACCAUCUGUGUUGAGGCCACCGUGGAACAGCUACUCCCUGCUAGCACCAAUGCCACGGUCACGGAGGGAAAACGAUUGUGCCGAAAGCACCUCUGACACGUGACUUUGUAUCACGUGAUACUAUGGAAAUAAAGGUAUUCCGACGUCAUUGAAUCUGGCAUCCUAUUCGUUGAGGCUCAGGCUGGUGAGCGUGAAGUUGUCGAGGCCAUCUUGGCCAGGUUGAGGCCCUGAGUGUCUUGUUCCUGAGAAGAUCCCCAGCAAAACCGACAUAUAAAAAGUCGAGAACCGAACAUAUGUGUACAGCUGACGAUGCGAUACUUUACAUCACAUAGGUACGAUGGAAAUCGAAUAAUGAUCAACGAAACGGUAGACUAUUCCCUCAGGGCCGGCCGUUCUAGAACAUGACAAUCACAUGGUCGACGCAUGGCCAGACACUUCGAGACACCUGAAACGAACCACCCAAUCACAACCAGGGGUAAAACACAGGCAACCAGAAAUCGGCGAUGUGCCUGGUGGCGAACAGCGCAAGGAGAAGAUCAUAGCCAGGGGCCUAGAUCACGAGGGCACCCGUUGCGCGGACUGCACUACACUAGAGUACGCAGUCGUUGGAGAACUGGUAGGCCUGCAAGUGACCGGCUCAGGCCAUUCGUGGUCAAACCAUUUGUGGCAAGCGUCGAUGAUGGGCUGUGAUCGCUGGGAGCAAUGCAAUGGGCUUCGGGACAGUGGGCCCCCAGUCAGCCGCCCCGGCCAAUGCCUGCAAUAGUGCUUGGCGGCUUUUGGCCUCAAUCGCGAUCCAGAAGCCUGAUGUCCGAUCUGUGUGCUCUUUUUUCAUCUCUCCCUCAAGGGCACUGGCGAUCGAGCCAAAGACAACCUUGCUUCAACCCCUUCAGCCCCUCUCCACUGGCCAAAAUGGCAAGGUCCUGCGGAAAUGUGGUAGAAUCAUCUCUCUCGCCUCCGACCACACCACCUUGCUGUCGUUCUACGACAGCUCGCUUCAACGGCGUCGGAAUAAAAUACCACAACCCCCUGCGCCGCUCCUGAUCGAUUUGACCAUGCAAAAUCGGGAGUAAGGCAUCAACCUGCAGAGCUUACUACAACGUAUCGACCUCACAACCAGACUCAUCGUGUCACGUUGGAGCCCACGACGUGACCUUAAGCCAGUUUACCCAGCGUCGAACCCUUUCUCGAACCGCCCCUCCUCCAGGUCGUCCUGAUCGCGACUCUGGAGCCAUGCCGCAGAAUGUUAGACAAUCCCCCAUCGUCGGCACGGUCACCUAAACGAUCGUUCGCCCAAAUCAACGCCAACCAGGGCAUUUCUCUUCCCUCAACAUCGACGUCGCUUCCCACGAACAAGAAAGUCCGGAUCGAUCCGAUCCCCAGCUCUGAUGAAUCGGCCGCUGCAUCCGCUCGGCAGGCUAUAGCGGCGUCACCCCGGGCGACUGCACCAGGAGAGAGAGAGUCGAGCAGUGACCAGAGCGGCGCCAAAUGGUUUAGAAGGGCAAAUGAGAAUGUCGAAGGUCCAGCGAAGAAGCCUGCGAGGCGCGAAGAUGAGUCGCCUUUUUAUAUGACCCAUCAAAAAAGAUAUGAACCGUCACACAAUCUUCGGUCUGUCAAUGCGGAAAGUUUCGGACAGUUAGGCAGAGGCGACAGCGAGAAUGAUGAGCUGCGCGGAGUCAUUGAUGAUUUGACCGUCGAAAACAAAAAGUUGAAGAGUCUACUCCGUACCCGGCAAUGCCGGGCGAGUCCUGCCAGCAGUGAUCCAGAUCGGGUCAUUGAAGUUCGCACUCACGGAUUGCCACCGGAAAAGAAAAGAGAACUGGAAGAGCUCUUGAAGACAUUUGCAACCGGAGUCGCCAGCGAGAGUGCUUCGGAACCUAGUGGUUGUUCCACACGAUCCGUGGGCAAGCCUGCGCCUGGCAACGGCAAUACCAAUGCUGAACCUUUUGGUGCUAAUAAACCCCCCGGACUGGAGCACACCAACACUGACUCCGGAUACGCUUCUAUCUCCAACUCAGCCAUUCACUCAACGUCCAAUGCUGGUGACCCGAGGAUCCAGGAGGCCGAAAACAAAAGCCGGAAAGACUCGGAUAUUAAAAGCUAUCUGCAUGACAUCCCCGACUCGUUGUUCCCGCAGAACACACUGUCUGUCAGCGAGAGCACGAAAAUGGAACUCGUGGUCCAGAGGCUGGAGCAGUUGUUCACCGGCAAGCUGGCAGUGCCAGGAGAACAUUCUCUACCUGUCCAGCAACAGAAGAUUUCUCGUUCUGCAGCCAAGGCAGAUCGCCGGGAAGAUCUCAAACUGAACCGAACAAGUAAGCCGGAGGGUGCACGCGAGGCACACGUUCUCCCACCAGAUUCAAGUAUCAACCUCGACUCGAUUCCUCAAGAUAAUGGACAGCGUGGGGGAAAUCCGUCAGCCAACGAGACUGCUUCAAGCGACACUCCAGGAUCAAGUCUGGACCACCCUGGCACCCCAGAUCAACGACCUACUCGACCCUUAGAUCUGGAUAUACAUCGGGCACAAAUCGCGGUGGAUAACAUCCGGUACAUUCAACAUCUAGGUUUCUCAUCACCACAAUUUGGAACUGCCACGAAUACUCAGGAACAGCCGUGGAUGUAUCUGAAUCUGCUCAUGAGUAUGGCCCAGCUUCAUACGCUCAAUGUCACUCCUGCCUUUAUUCGCAAAGCUGUAAAGGCAAAGAGCACUAAGUUUGAGCUUUCGAAGGAUGGACACAAGAUUCGCUGGAAGGGCGAUCCUAACAAACCCAGUGGACAUCCAACAGAACAUAGCCCGGCUGCUAUCACGCAAACCAAUUUGGAAGAGGCGGGCGACGAGGGCGGGCGCCGGAGCGCGAGAAGUGCAGCAACCACGCUCAAUGAAGCUGCUCCUACAUCGCUUCUAGACGACAAAGCUUCGCCGAGUGUGAGUCAUGCUCUAUCAAGAAGGGAAGACUCCACUGCAACUUCCUCCAACGUGGCCGUUGGUCAGCCGUCGGCAUUGUCGUCAAAGGCCUCGUCGUUUGACUACAAGCCAAUCGUGUACCGUGGGAAGAAGCACCCUGCGAAAGGCCAUAAGUCUUACUUGGAUUCUUCAAGCUCAUCUGGCGACGUGUCCCCGGAUGCCACCGGCCCUCCCGAUGCUUUAGGUCGACCAAGCCUUGGGAAUAGCCCAGACUCGCGCGAAGGUUUCUUGACAAUCUUCAGCAAUCCUCAUUUCUGCAUUGACCUGAGUGGUGAAAAGUUGCUCGUCUCCUCGAGGACCGAUGUACAUCCGUACUCCGAAGCGGUUUUGGGAAUCUUCGAAAAGCCGCGUCCAGAAGAGGACAAUCUUCGCGACGCCUCUGCUUGCUAUUUCGUCUUGCCUGCCGAAGAAGCUCAACCUUGCUCACCUGACCAAUGUCCCGAUCUCUCUUGGGAAAUCCCACCUAUCACCUCCGCGGGCGAAGAUGAGACGCAGCCAAUGGAGCUGGAAGCAUCUGGCAUUGGCGGUGUUCGGCCGGAAGACAACUUUGCUAUAGAUGUGAAGGUGGAAAGGACGAAGGUGCAUAUUGCGAGCCCGGAGGUGACUGGGAGACGCAAGGCGUCAGGCUAUUGCUACCGCGUCAUUGAAACCACCAUGCUGACGCUUCAACCCUCUCGCCUGCCGCCACCAAGCUACGUUUUCUUCACCAGUUCUUCGUCCAGUGGAGAGCAGGACUACCUUGACAGCGACUCGACGUCUCGGUCGUCCUCCGAGGAAGAAUCUCCUGCUCCGGCCGGACUUUUGUGGAAGUGGUCAUCAAGCUCUACCGAUCAGCGGCCUGGGGAAGAGUAUUCGGAAGAUAGCUCGCUGGGUGCUUUGGAGGCAGCCCGAGCCCGAGCUCUCAACACUGCGGCCGCUCAAGUCGAAGAUUCUGACAUGAUUGCUAUUCGGGGAGGAGCAACCCUGAGUGGUAGCCUUGCGGCGACAGCCGGGGCGAGCUACAGUGCUGCUUCGGCCGCCGAUCUGGAGUCUGCUGGGCGCGAGGAGGACCAGGAGUCCUCCAACGACAUGGACUGCGGGUGAUUUCUUGUCAAAGCUGAAGGUAUCGGUGGUCCGACUUUCUUCAUUAAUAUCAUUAAAUUUGCCUUUAUUAUACGACAUAGCAUGGCGUUGGUGGAUUCGUUAUGCGGAUAACACGCAAUGGGAUAGUGCCCAUUUCGGGGCUGCACGCGUUUGACGACCGGAAGCUACCCGUGGCAAAAGAACCGUACAUAUCAUUUAUUCUGCGUUACUAUUAGUGGCCGUUAUAUUUUACUUGACGUUUCACCGUCCCCUGAAGGCAUCUAUGCCUAAUGAAUGCGAUCCCACAAUCACAGGUGUUGGCUGUUUAGUGGUCUCGCCCUGAUCUGGCUGUUCGGCGCGGUUCGCUGCGAACUGUUGAUGAUCAUCGGAUGUGAGGCCUGCGCUGGUGUGGACACGGAUACUGCCGGGUAAGAACUCGGGAGACCAAUGAGGCCGGCCAACGCCCGGAGAACUGUUUGACGCUGCAAAUACGAACCCCUAAAAGCUGCCAUAUCUCCUUGAAAUAUUAUUGUCUCCGAGCAGAUA
Messenger RNA from Exophiala dermatitidis NIH/UT8656, 4655 nucleotides. RefSeq lists its product as uncharacterized. The coding region runs from base 1326 to 4130 and encodes 934 amino acids. The record is from RefSeq and is a predicted model, not a curated record. The transcript has 2 exons. Gene Ontology annotation, biological process: circadian rhythm; regulation of DNA-templated transcription. Gene Ontology annotation, cellular component: cytoplasm; nucleus. Lineage: Eukaryota; Fungi; Ascomycota; Eurotiomycetes; Chaetothyriales; Herpotrichiellaceae.